Acanthamoeba castellanii str. Neff is the source of this 1038-nucleotide messenger RNA. RefSeq names its product C2 and SH3 domain containing protein. The transcript is spliced from 5 exons. NCBI's taxonomy places the organism in Eukaryota, Discosea, Longamoebia, Acanthamoebidae. The coding region runs from base 1 to 1038 and encodes 345 amino acids. Gene Ontology annotation, molecular function: protein binding. The record is from RefSeq and is a predicted model, not a curated record.
AUGACGGAAGAUGAAAUCUGCGUCACCAUCAUCGAGGGCAAGGGCCUUGCCGUCAAGGACUCUUGCGGCACCAGUGAUCCUUUCGUCAAAGUGAAGCUGGGCACCAUAAAGCACAAGACAAAGAAGAUAAUGAAGAACCUCAACCCCCGCUGGAACGAGAAGUUCUUCUUCAAGGGCUCGGGGUUCGCCUCGUCCACGCUAGAAAUCACUGUAUGGGAUUGGGACAGGAUCGGUUCGAACGACUACAUGGGCGAGGUGCGGAUACCGAUGUCGGAGGUGAUGACUCUGGGCGAGAUCAGCAAGUCGUACCCGCUCGUCAGCGGACCCGGCCACGAGGGCGAGCAGGUCUCGGGCGAGAUCAGCAUCCGCGUGCAGGUCAUGGUCCAGGGCGACCUGCAGACCGGCAACCUCAACGCCGAGGAGCUCCGUCGCUUCGCUCUUCAGAAAAUGGCGAGCACAUCAGCGCUGCCGGUGAACACGGGCAGCACGAACCUCGCUGGCCCUGAGGUCCCGCCGCUGCCGCCGCGCGAGGAAGGCUACAGCAGCGGCAGCUGUGACGCCGUGCCCACCACCGCAGCGCGAAGCGCGCCUCCCCCCGCGCCUGCCGCCACCGGCGGUUACCCGCGACCACAGCCCACCACCUUCGCCUCUUCGCCCAAUCUCUCUUACGCCGGCGGCGCCGGAGCCGGCGCUGCGCCCGCGUACAACCGCGCUGUCACAGCGCCCGCGACGCACUCGGGCUACACGCCACCGCCGCCCCAGGUGAAGCCGCCCGGCAUGGCGCCGCCGCGACGGCAGCCCGGGUCUUCGGGGUCGUUCGUGGGCGUUGCACCCGGGCCGCCGCCGCCGCGUCCGCCGGCGAUGCCGCAAGCCAAGGCCCUGUACGCGUGGACGGCCGAGAACCCGGGCGAGCUGGCCUCGCUCGCCGCCGGCGCGGUGGUGUUUGUGAAGGACAGCUCCGACGCGUCGUGGUGCCUCGUGGUAGACACCCAGGGCAAUGAGGGCUACAUCGCCAGCAACUACAUUGAAAUGCUUUAG